UUAAAAGUGUAAAUAAUCUGCAACAGAAAAAAGUUGUCCUACGAAUUGUGGCUACUGUUUUAACGCUUCCAUGUCCGCGUUAAACUCAAAGCAACAGCCUGCCGUUGCCAUCAGUGAGGAACAAUGCGAUGAUGUCGAACUUAUGCAGACUUCUUCUACGGAGGAAAGCACUUCCAAAAAUAGUUCUUCUGAGGAACGUUCACCACAUUAUUCGCGAGCUACAAAAAGCUUCCAGCCCAAAAGAGUUUCGGAACUGCCACCGUUAGAAUCCGAGUCGGAUUCAGACGGCGAAAACAACCUGAAUUGUGCAAUUUUGAACGACUCCUUUCUGUUAACCCCUUCAAAGGGAAUAGAGGAUUUGGAAAGCACCACAAAAGAUACGUGGAUAACGCCAAUGGACAAAGAAAAUGCUUCUGAAAAACCUGCCCGUAGAAACCUCGAACGUAGGUUAAUAGCUGCGAACAAUCCCGCUCAAUUAGCUAACCCAAAGCGAAUUCCUUUGCUGGAUCGAUCACAGCUAGAUAAACAAUUUGCUAUAUUCUGCCAAACCGAUUCCAAAUCUACGAGAACAGGCGACUCUGGUAUUAGCAGUACGGCAUCGUCCAUGCUUUCCGCUGGUGAACAAAUAACAGAAGCUGAGAUGCAAGACGCCGUGGAACAGAAAAAUCAUUCUCCUUCCUACAAAGAUUGUCCAGAAAUCAACGAAAAAAAUAAGCAGCUUUUUGUAACGCCCCGCGAAAAACCUGUGUUGAAUCCGACAAGAGGCACUAUUUCGCGCAUGUUGACGUCUACUGCUAGUCGCGGAUCCCGCAGCGUCCUAGAGAAUGAAUUUAAAUCACAGAAAAUUUUGUUUGCCACACCAUUGGCAACGGGAGUGGCACGACCGCCGGUUAGCGCGAACGACAGUCUCUCACUGUCUCUGGUUGAUACUCCGAUCAAAUCAAAAGAACGUCCAUUGUCCCCCAUCGUGGAGCAAUCGCGUAUCGCGACGAUGCCUAAGCAGAAGAUGUCGCCGAAAAAGCUAGCUCCAGAUAGACGAUCAUCUCCAGAACCACCAGCGAUACAGGUAGAGCCACGAAAGGAACCAACCCCUGAGUCGAGUGAAACAGGCGAGCAUAAAUCAGGGAAGACGCUGCCUACGUUAACCAUUAAUGGGAAGGAUUAUCAAAUCAUAAAAAAGUUAGGUUCGGGCGGAUCAAGUUCGGUGUUUUCAGCCAAGCAGAUUGGAACUGGCGUUGAGUGCGCUUUGAAGUUAGUUAAUCUCGAAGGCGAUCCUAAUCUAAUUGAGGGCUAUUUGAAUGAAACCAAACUUCUGGCCAAAUUACAGGGCAAUGAAAAUGUCGUGACGCUCUACGAUUACCUUCACGCUCCCAAAUCCAAUCAACUGUUUUUAGUGAUGGAAAAAGGCGACAGCGAUCUGCACAAAAUGUUACAAACUUUCCAAAAGGAUAUGCCACUGUAUACGUUAAUGCAGAUUUGGUAUCAGAUGGUUCAAUGUGUUCAUUACAUACACGAACAUGGAGUUAUCCAUCUAGAUCUUAAGCCUGCUAACUUCCUUAUGGUCAAAGGUCGACUGAAACUAAUUGACUUUGGCAUUGCCAGCAAUAUUGCAUUUGACUCUACCAGUAUUAUGAAGUUCUCUCAAGCUGGAACCUUCAACUACAUCAGUCCAGAGGCGUUGAUUGAUACUUCAACAGAAAAUACGAGUACGGGAAAUUCACAGCCCAAAAUUCGGAUAUCGAAAAAGGCAGACAUCUGGUCACUAGGCUGCAUACUGUAUCUGUUGCUGUACAAGAAGACACCUUUCUCACACAUUAAAAACAUCUACAAUAAGGUCAAUUUCAUAACGAAUCCCAACACGGUAAUAGAGUAUCCAUCGCUGCCAAUGUACUAUCCAUCCAUGCUGCAAGAGAUGCUGCAGCGAUGUCUCAGGUACGAUCCCAAAAGCAGAGCAUCAACGGCGGAUUUGCUCGGUUACCCGUUCGAAAUGGUGAUUCCGAUCGCGAAAUGAAGUCACCGGAUAAGCUUUUAUUUUACAUAUAGUUAUUUAUUUGGAAGAUAACGUUUUCGACAGAACAAGGUAAUGUUUUUUAA
This is a messenger RNA of Sabethes cyaneus, 2094 nucleotides long. RefSeq names its product dual specificity protein kinase Ttk (gene Mps1). Lineage: Eukaryota; Metazoa; Arthropoda; Insecta; Diptera; Culicidae. Gene Ontology annotation, biological process: peptidyl-serine phosphorylation; meiotic spindle assembly checkpoint signaling; chromosome segregation. The record is from RefSeq and is a predicted model, not a curated record. Bases 71 to 2011 code for a protein of 646 amino acids. Gene Ontology annotation, cellular component: kinetochore; spindle; nucleus. Gene Ontology annotation, molecular function: protein serine/threonine kinase activity; ATP binding; protein serine/threonine/tyrosine kinase activity. The transcript is spliced from 5 exons.